Symbiodinium sp. CCMP2456 is the source of this 936-nucleotide messenger RNA. The record is from the annotation of a GenBank genome assembly. NCBI's taxonomy places the organism in Eukaryota, Dinophyceae, Suessiales, Symbiodiniaceae.
AUGUCGAUCGCAGAGAAGCACGACCACGAUGAACAGAACGGGGAUGAAGGCCCGAGUGCUCCAGAGGGGCUUUUCAUUACGGCUUUGCAGCAGGUGAAAUCCUCCCAAGCCGAGCUGAUUGACCAGCUCGUAGUCUUGGAAAGAAGUCACUUUCAGGAUCUGGAAGUACAUCUGAUGCUGCGAAAGCAGCUGGAGACAGAAGUGGAAAGGCUAACCCGCGAAAUUGAUGCACGCUUUCAGGCCAAAACCACCGCAGCAAGAAAAAAGAAGAUGAAAUCAUCCCGAAAGCCGAAGCAAGGGAUGUACGAGGACGAGCCGGCAGAGGAGCCAGCAGAGGAGCCAGCAGCGAAACCAGAGGAGGCAGUCGAGCAUGCAGUGACCACGAACGCCAAGAGCCGUUUUACGCAUUUGGUGAAAGCGGAUGCGCAUGUAGACGGGAUCAGCGACGAUUUCAACAUCAACAAGAGAUUGGAGCACGCACGUGCCAAACUCGAGUCAUCGCGAAACAAUUCGGCGAUGAGACGAGUCGAGCAGCUUCUCAAAAUGGCCAUGGGCCGAGAUGAGGACUCAGAGGACCUUAGCUUUCAGAGAGCCAUGAAGCUAGAAAGGUUCCGUGCCAGUUCGAGGUGCUUCUCAGACUUGCACAAGUUCUGCAAUCUGUAUAAUCUGGCCCAACAAAACGAAAGCAUUGGCAAAUGCGGAAGCGAGGUUCGGAGCAGGAGGGAGGCUUGGCGAGAGUUACGGGAGGAUUCCGCCGAUCCGAGUGAAACUGCUCGGCAGUGGAUCAUUAGUUUACGAAGGAAGCAGUGGAGCGUAUCUCCUGCUGAAAUAUCAUCUUCCAAAAUACUCGUCCAGAGAUCGCGGACGACGAUUUCAGCAAAAACCCUCGUCCCAAGCUCGCGUACGAGGAUUUGGGUCCAAAGCCUCGUCCCAUGA